AUGGCGGGCAGCGGCAGCCUCCCGUACCCGCAUGCGACGCGGCUGCCGAGCGCGCUCGGCUACGCGCCCCCCGCGGCAGCCGCGCCGCCGGGUUACGCCUACCAAGCCGGCGGCCACGUCACCAGCAGCGCGGCCGCGCCCUACGGCAGCGCAGCCGCGCACCACCCGCCGCACGCGGCCGCACCAAACCCAUACACGCAGCUCUACGGCCCAGGCGGCGGCGCCUCGCUCGCGGGGGCGCGCAGCGGCUCGCUCGCGGCGGCGCCGCCGGGGCCGACGGGCUCGUAUUUGGAUUACAUGACAAGGUCCACUGCGGCGGCGCCCGGCGGCGCUGGCGCAGGGCUGGCGGGCGCGGGGUCUGGCCGCCUGGGGUCGGGGCAGCUCGUCACCACCGGCUCCGGCGGCUUUGGCGGCGGCGCGGGUUACGGGCAGCAGCAGCAGCAGCAGAUUCCGCAGGGGCAUGGGCACGGGUAUGGGUAUGGCUUUCAGCCGCACCAGCAACAGCAGCAGCAGCAGCAUGUGCAGCAGCAGCGGCAGCCAGCGCCCCUCACGCCCUACAUGAAUGGCGACAUAAUCGACCUCUCGGCGCUAGACAGCGACUGA
Messenger RNA from Monoraphidium neglectum, 603 nucleotides. RefSeq lists its product as hypothetical. Lineage: Eukaryota; Viridiplantae; Chlorophyta; Chlorophyceae; Sphaeropleales; Selenastraceae. The transcript has a single exon. The record is from RefSeq and is a predicted model, not a curated record. The coding region runs from base 1 to 603 and encodes 200 amino acids.